AUGGCCCCAGCUGAUGCACCAGUGGAGUGGAUCGGUGCCAAAGAACCGUCCGUGUCAAUGCUUACUGAGGCCCUAUCCCAUUUUGCUAGCCCACAGAAUGAAUCACAUACGUCAACAUAUGCUAAUUCGAGAACGACGAAUUUGGAAGCUGUGGGCGAUAUCAAGACAGCCCCUGCCCUCACUCGAGAUAGGAGAGGCUCAGGACGCGUGACCGAACUGGAAACGGACGGUUGA
This is a messenger RNA of Penicillium chermesinum, 234 nucleotides long. RefSeq lists its product as uncharacterized. The record is from RefSeq and is a predicted model, not a curated record. The coding region runs from base 1 to 234 and encodes 77 amino acids. NCBI's taxonomy places the organism in Eukaryota, Fungi, Ascomycota, Eurotiomycetes, Eurotiales, Aspergillaceae. The transcript has a single exon.